AUGAAUAGAUUGAGCGAAGUAAUACUGGAUGGACCUGAUGUGGUUGUGAUAUCCGAUAGGCAUAAAAGUAUAUUGAAAGCUGUGAGAGAAGUAUAUAAACAAGCUGAUCAUGCAUACACGGAGAAGGAGUUUGAAGAGUUGUACUCUGAUUUCAAGAACAGGUAUCCCAAAGCGGCAGAGUACAUGGAAAAAGAAGAACUUGCUCCGGAGAAGUGGGCAAGGUGUAAAUUUCGGACUGAAAGAUAUAACUUAUUAACCACCAAUGGUGUCGAAUCAAUCAACUUCGUUUUGAAGAAGGCCAAAAGGUAUCCGCUACUCAGUUUGCUUGAUAUCUGUGUCGCGAAGACGGUAGAAUGGUUCAGUAGGUACAGGGUGGAAGCAUGUGGUGGCGAUGAUUCUCAAAAGUUAACUCCGUAUGUGUACAAAGCGCUGCAUGAACGGUUCGAGAAGGCCUGUAUGUAUGAGGUUAUUGAACUUAACAGGUUGAGUGGUAUGUUUGAGGCAAUGGAUGAAAAAGGUAGAAGACAUUUGGUAAAUCUUGGUGAUAGAACCUGUAGUUGCAGAAAGUUUGAUUUGGAUAGGUAUCCAUGUAGUCAUGCAAUUGCAGCAGCACAUAAGGUCGGAAAAGGUAUUGCGAUUCACGAAUUAUGCUCUGAAUACUACUGGCGAGAGACUUGGGUCAAGGCUUACCAAGAGACUGUGUAUCCCGUGCCCGAUAUUUGUGAUUGGCUUUCGAUCGAAAAAUGCUCAGAGAUUUUCAACUCGGAUUACUUCUCUGAACCAUUUCUAUGA
Molecule: messenger RNA, 792 nt
Organism: Tarenaya hassleriana
Lineage: Eukaryota; Viridiplantae; Streptophyta; Magnoliopsida; Brassicales; Cleomaceae
Exons: 4
Coding region: 1-792 (263 amino acids)
Biological process (GO): DNA transposition
Molecular function (GO): transposase activity; DNA binding; zinc ion binding
Source: RefSeq, a predicted model, not a curated record